UUGGGCAAGGGUUGCAUGAAGUGUGCCCCUGAAUAGAAACAUGACGGAUUUCCAAGCUGCAAAUUCAGUCAUAUAGAUGGCCAUGUUUGAAUGCACAGAGAAAUGCAAAAACAACAGGAUUAAUGCGCUGUUGAGCUGCAUCGCUGUCCUGUCAUUGGAAUGAAACUGAAACGUUAUCAUCAUUAUAUGUGGACUCCGGACGCACAUGCUGAAUUCUGACCCGACUUAUCCUACAAGAGCAAGUUCAUCACCAUGCUUUCUCAUUCUCCUGUGGAGUAACCGAGACUGGUGUAGAGGAAGAAGCUUCUGCCUGUUAAUACUAUGGAUUUAUGUCAGGUUUUCUUUUAAAUAACGCAUUCCGAUUUGGAUUAAAUGAUUUCUUCGAUUUUUAUAUCGAUAAUAUUGACGCUCACAGCCUGCAGCCCGAAUAGGGCAAGUGUGAGGUGGCCAUGAGAAUGCUAUACAUCAUGGCUGACCAUCUGGAGUGUCUCAGCUACACUUUGUACAGAAAUUCGUCCUAGCUUAUCCGUACAUCACGAAACCCUAUAAACGGCCAACCAAGGGAAUAUAACCUUGGUAUCACGCCAUCUUUGCAUCUCUUCCCCUCACUGCUUUCAAACCAAUGCUACAUUAUUUAUAUCAUGGGAUGCAUGAAAUCCAAGCACCGCGACCCCACUCAGAACUCCGGCUCGUCGGAGAAAGUGGAUGGCAAGCCAGGAAAGCAAGGCGAGAAAGCAGUUCUAGUUUUCUCAGAGAUUGGCUCCAUGGAGGACCCGGUACGGGUCAAUCCGGUUCUGCUGGACUAUGCCCAGAGACUCUCAGAAGAAAUUGUAGCCCGGGCAGUACAACAAUGGGCUGAGGUGGACAGCCGGUACAGUGACAUCCCCUACAUUGAGUGUGAUGUGCCAUAACAUUUCAGCUGUAUGGAAUAAAAUUGGAUUGGUCUGGUUCACACCUCUCUCUGUCCAGGAGAACUUUCAGAUGGACAACUUAAGGCCGGUGGAGGAUCAUGCCAUUUUGGGAAGCUGUUCUUUUGCUGCUCGUUUUUUUUUUUUUUUUUUACCUACAAGGAUUCACAUGAAAUAUUCAGCCUUUUUUUUGUUGUUUGUUUUUACACAUUAAAAGUCACAUUUAGGGGCCUGUUUUCUUAACAGAAGGCCAUGGAGCUGUUAAACCACAAGAUUGCAUCUUUUUAUGUCUCUUGUUUAUCCCCAAAGCCCAGUCGUUUAAUUAGAGAGUCUCUGCAGUUGUCCAAAGGCCACAAUCAUCCCAACCAUGUUUAGUACAGACUUCAUCUUUUCGCCUUGAGUAUUUCUCAUGUUCAAAAGGCUCAGCACAUCAGACAGUACAGUAUUUCUAUUUUCCAUCUUUCCAUCCAUCAGUUUUGGUCACAUUUGUGAAAUUUCAUUGGCAAAAAAAACAAAACAAGAAAAAAAACAAGAAACUUUUUCCUUGAUUUAAGUUAAGGUGACCAACUCAAACCCAUUGCAAAAUCUGUGUGGGGGAAUCUUUCACCCUUGUGCAGUAUUCCUGAUCACACGGAUUUCUACUGACUGGAUUUUGCCUGUGAAAAUUCAUUGAACAAUGGUAAAUGUGACCACAUGUUUAAAGAACGUCUGCUCAGGGGUCACGGUUUCUUUUUAAGGAGCUAGCGCUGGCUUUUAGGGAUCGAUAGGCAUACAUUAUUUCCCUGCUAACCUUUUUUUGACAUGACAGCUCUGUCGACUGUAAUUCCUGAUACAAACAACCUUGUGGUCACUAAGGAUGGAUGUUGAUUAUACAAUUAAGAGAUAUAAAAGAUCUUAAUCAUCCUGCAUCCACAUGAUGCAAUGAAAGACUGCAUCCAAGAGAAGGAUUCCCAAACUUUGUGCAUUAAGCCAUUAAACUAUUUAGUUAUAAGACGAUUUUCUUCUGUGCAGCUCAAAUAUGCAAUUCCUAAAGGCCAAAAUGUUAUAAAAACAAACUUAGUGCUACCAGACUGCCGAACCCCUCGCUAGGAGACAAAAUUCAGACAGGGGACCAAACAUGCCAGUGCCCUUAAUGAUUGUUAAUACAAGCACAAUUUUACUCUUCUGGUAGUGUUUUAACAGCUGCUCACCAAUGCUUUUUAUUGAUGUGAUAUUGGCACUUCUGGGUCUUGUGCCAUGCUGUCAGGUAGCCAUAUUCCCUUUAAUGAUCUCCAGAUCAAUAGAGUACAGCAGUUGCGUUCUGGAAGUAAAAAUCACAUUUGUUUUCUCCAUAGAGAAAAUGAUUUUUAGUGAUAAUGUGUUAACCUUUUAAAACAGACCUACCAUGAGCUCUAAGGUGAUUAACUAAUGAUUUCAACUACAUAUUAAAAAAUAUCAAUUUCAGAGAUCACCCUCUCCCAUAGAGCACUGUGAAUUGUGUAAUCAAAUAUAUAUUUUUUAAAUCACUUAUGUUUGUGCAUAUCUGAUUUUUUUGCAAUUGCGUGUUAUAUUUAAUUUUUAUCUAUCAUCAUAUUCAGUCAUAAAAUAAUUCACAGUUCACAAUGAAGUUCAAUUUUUUUUUUACCUUUGCCUUGUCAUACAGAUUGUCAAAAUGCGUUUUUGCUUUAAAUCAAAAGUUGAUGAAGCUGUUAAUUUUGGUUCAUGGUUUUAAACUCUUUACUGAAGAAUUUCAGUUUCAAAUUCCAAUGGAGAAAACAAAUGAGAAAAUUACUUCCGGAACAAAGGCCACUGAAGACGUGGGUAGUCACUGUUACAGCCUGUUGCAAAGACAAUUAAGCAAGAACUGCACUUUGACCAUUAUACUUUUGCAUAGAAAGUCAUAAAUGCAGAGCAAAUCUUAAGAAAGAAGGACCUAAAGAUGUAUUUUAAGAGGCCUUUCAGCACAUUACUAUAUGUGCUCAGAGUAGAGUUUGAGAUCAUCUCAGUAUCUAAAAGAACAAUCAGCACAGGCUUCACUGGGGUUCAUUACUCUCAUUAGUUUUCCAUUCAAGGCCAAAUAAAACUAGAUUAUAUUUUAUUGAUGAGUGUAAGUGUGUAAUCACCUACAACAAAAAAGUGCUUCAAAUACAGUAUCAUCCAGUCAAAACCAGGAUCUCCAGUAAUCUCAUAAAUGUUUGAUGAGGUGCAGGUGAUUCUAACCAAAAUUGUAUUUCAUAUUUCAGUGUAUAUUUCAGACAGAAGUGAUUUAUCUGUAAUCUGUGCAACUCAGUUCUGUAACCUAAAGAAAAGGGAAAAAACUGCUUCGCCAAUAAAAAAAACCAUGGCCUUUGUCGAUA
Labeo rohita (rohu) is the source of this 3244-nucleotide messenger RNA. Its product is annotated as small membrane A-kinase anchor protein. The record is from RefSeq and is a predicted model, not a curated record. NCBI's taxonomy places the organism in Eukaryota, Metazoa, Chordata, Actinopteri, Cypriniformes, Cyprinidae. The transcript has 2 exons. The coding region runs from base 642 to 911 and encodes 89 amino acids. Gene Ontology annotation, molecular function: protein kinase A regulatory subunit binding.